Molecule: messenger RNA, 1324 nt
Organism: Menidia menidia (Atlantic silverside)
Lineage: Eukaryota; Metazoa; Chordata; Actinopteri; Atheriniformes; Atherinopsidae
Source: the annotation of a GenBank genome assembly
UAAAGCUAUUUCAGGAGUUUCGUUUUCAUUUCCUGGCCCGACGCUGUGUUGAUGUCGCCACAUUGAGGAGACAUGGCAGGCUUGGAGGUGUUGUACACCUGUGUCGCAGGUAGCGUCGGCUGCCCGCAGGAUGCCGUGGUGUGUUUCGUUCACUGGGAAAUGAUAAAGAACGGCUUCAGGUGUGUCGGCUCCGGGGACGAGCCUCGCAGCAGCGAUAAGAAGUCUGAGCUUCUGCCAGCAGACUGGAGCAGCAACAAGGAGCUGUACAGCCUCCGCUACAGAGCCACCGACUCAGACACACAUCUGCUGCUCAAAGCCAUCACUGUGGACUCAGCCAUCAUCUUCAACCUAAUGAACUCCAGCACGCAGCAGGUGUCAGACUUGACGGUGAACGUUAGCGAUCACGUGAACGCCGAUCAGCUGCAGACAUUCGACAGCGUCUUCAAGGACGCGGUCAGUUUGUCAGAGAAGGUGAGGACUCAGCUCCUGCCCUCCCAGGGGAGGCAACCGGGACAGAAGGCGGAGCGGUCCAGCCAGAGGAUGGAGGAGGAGGAGGCCCAGAGGAGGCGGGAGGAGGACAGCGACCCCCUCCGGAUCCCCGGCAGACACCCCCGCCAAGGAACACAACCUCACUGGCCCGACCCCAUGGUUCCUCCAUUUGCAGCCGGGGGAGCUGAUCUGGAUCCUUUUGGAUCUCGUGGCGGUGGCGGGAUGAUAGUGGACCCGUUGAGGUCGGGAUACCCCCGGUCUGGUUUUGUACCGUCCAGCGGCAUCCCGGACAUCCUGCCCCCCGGAGCCGUCCCCCCCGGAGCUCGCUUCGACCCGUUUGGGCCGGUGGGACGCCACAGGCCGGGGCCGGAUCCGGACCACAUGCCCCCGCCGGGGUACGAUGACAUGUUCAUGUAGCCACAUUUCCUGUGUUUCUGAGACCGAAAAGUCUGAGUUCCUUCAGUGUUUUCUGACUUCUGAUUCCCAAUUAUUCUGACAGAAAAAACCAGUGAGUGAUUUGAAAAGAGAAAAAGGAAACUCUGUGACCACAGUAAACAUGUUUUGAACAUUUGUGGCUGUCUUUUGCUUUUAAACGGGCCCAUUGUGGAGCUCACACUCACCUAAAUACUACAAGAAUAUUAAGAUUGAAGUCUUCUUCUUUCUGAAUGAUUGAUCUUCAAAUUGAUCUCAUUCUUAGCAUUUAUUAAUAGGAGAACAUUUAUUUGAAUAUUUUGUAUUUCUGUUAGAUAUUUUGGGGGGGGUGUUGAUUGAAUAACACGGCUUUCUAAUUAUCUUCUGGCAAAAAAAAAGAAUAAAUCUCUGGCUUUACCCUCUG